This is a messenger RNA of Ananas comosus (pineapple), 1487 nucleotides long. Its product is annotated as UPF0301 protein MAB_4928c. The record is from RefSeq and is a predicted model, not a curated record. NCBI's taxonomy places the organism in Eukaryota, Viridiplantae, Streptophyta, Magnoliopsida, Poales, Bromeliaceae. The transcript has 3 exons. The coding region runs from base 134 to 1177 and encodes 347 amino acids.
UCUCUCUCUCUCUCUCUCUCUCUCUCUCUCAUCGUUCCCAUCGCCUCUUUCGCUCGCUCUCUCUCACGCUCCGCUCUCGAGCGAUCCCCAACGAGGAAGGGGGGGGGCGAGGAGGAGACCCCGAUCGAGCGCCAUGGGGGUCGCCAUGGACGUGUCGGCUCUCAAUUUGAAGACCGCGGGGCUCGUCCUCGGCGCGGGGAAGAAGGUCGACCGGGUGGUCGAUGUUAGGGUUCCGAUCGUGGGGUGGAAGGGGAUGGGGAUGGGGAGGGCGAGGGCGAGGUCGUUGGUGGUGGUGAGCGCGGCGGGGAAGAAGAAGAACCACGAUAACCCUUCUUCUUCGGGUAAUGGUGAUCCAUCUAUUCCGGAGGGAGAUGGCGCGGAUGAGACAAAUCCAGCGCUCGACAAAUCAAAGCCUACUGACUCCGCACACAAGUCCGGUCACACCUUAUCUGACUGGCGAGAUUUCAGGGCAAACCUUAUUUAUAGAUGGAAGGAUGAUUUGCUUGAUUCUGAAGCUCCCACCAAGGACAAAGCCUUGAACGAGCCUACCCAACAUCUAGGUCUCAAGUGGGCUCAUCCUAUUUCGUUCCCGGAAACUGGAUGCGUGUUAGUCGCCACCGAGAAGCUCGACGGCGUCAGCAGCUUCGAGCGAACCGUCGUCCUUCUCCUCCGAUUAGGCUCUCAAAGUCUGCGAGAGGGCCCUUUCGGAGUCAUCCUCAACCGCCCUCUAAACAAGAGAAUCAAGCACAUGAAACCCUCCAACGCCGACCUAGCUACCACCUUCGCGGAUUGCCCCCUCUUCUUCGGCGGCCCCCUCGACGCGAGCAUGUUCUUACUGAAGACGGGCGAAAACUCGCCCAAAACACCGGGCUUCGAGAAAGUCGUCUCAGGAAUCUCUUUCGGCGCGAGGAAUAGCUUGGAUGAAGCCGCCGCGCUCGUGAAGAAGGGUGUGCUGAGGCCGCAGGAUUUCAGGUUCUUCGUGGGCUAUGCGGGGUGGCAGUUUGAUCAGCUGUUAGGGGAGAUCGCGAACGAUUACUGGGUGGUCGCCGCGUGCAGCUCACAUUUGAUCAGUGGGGCAGCGGCCGAUUCGUCGGUGGACUUGUGGGAGGAGAUUUUGCAGCUGAUGGGUGGGCAAUAUUCGGAAUUGAGCCGGAAACCAAAGCAAGAUAGCUCUUGAAGAGUUCUAAGGGUAGGAUUUAUGGUCAUUUGUACAGAGAAGUAAUUUAAACUGAACAUUAUGGUAAUGAUUUGUCUCUCUUUUUCUCUUUUCUUUUGAUUUAGAAAUGAACUUCCAGUUUCAUGUAUUUAAUUACUGAAUUAGUUUUCGUGAUAUAAGGGAUUUUCUUAGUAAAGGGGUAUGAAGAUCUCAUUGGUGUCAUAUUGUGAUGAUAUUUGGUUUCCAUGAAAAAUUCUUUGUGGGAUUAGAAAGUGAGAUAAUAUUUAUGGUUUGAGUUAAAUGAUAAACAAUAUUGGCCCUCAAUUAUUAA